GGUUUCUCUGCUUGUAUCUAAUUGCCCUCUCUGCGUUAAAAUUGAUAGCUCAAAACUGCUCAGAAACUAGAGCCCUAGCUCUUACAGAGAUUCUGAAACCCUUGAAGAAUUAGGGCUUCUUGCCGCGUCUAAUUUUGGGUGGUGAGGAUGUCGACUCCUGCAAGGAAAAGACUGAUGAGGGAUUUCAAGAGGUUGCAACAGGAUCCUCCUGCAGGUAUCAGUGGCGCACCCCAAGACAAUAAUAUAACGCUUUGGAAUGCUGUCAUAUUUGGUCCUGAUGACACCCCCUGGGACGGAGGUACAUUUAAGUUGACACUUCAGUUUACAGAGGAUUAUCCAAAUAAGCCACCAACAGUGCGGUUCGUUUCUCGAAUGUUCCAUCCAAACAUUUAUGCAGAUGGAAGCAUUUGCUUGGAUAUUCUGCAGAACCAGUGGAGUCCCAUCUAUGAUGUGGCUGCUAUACUUACAUCUAUCCAGUCAUUGCUAUGUGAUCCAAACCCAAACUCACCUGCAAAUUCAGAAGCAGCACGGAUGUUUAGUGAGAACAAGCGUGAAUACAACAGGAGAGUACGUGAAAUUGUUGAGCAGAGCUGGACAGCAGACUAACUCUCAUGGUAGGAUGCCUUGAAUUUUUCUGGAAGUUUGGGGGGACUGUUGGAGUAAUUUUGUCACUUAAAAGACUGUUGCAUCAUAAACUUCUUUAAGAUAAACUUAUUAUCAGUCUGCUACCCCAGAGGGAUGGAUGUUUCAUUCCUUAUCUAUAUUUGCCAAAAACGCAUUGCAUUGCACGUGUUCUCCAGUUCAUGUAUAUACCAUUCCUUGUAUCGCUUGACCUGGGAAAACUCCUUAA
Telopea speciosissima is the source of this 850-nucleotide messenger RNA. Its product is annotated as ubiquitin-conjugating enzyme E2 2. NCBI's taxonomy places the organism in Eukaryota, Viridiplantae, Streptophyta, Magnoliopsida, Proteales, Proteaceae. Bases 148 to 606 code for a protein of 152 amino acids. The record is from RefSeq and is a predicted model, not a curated record. The transcript is spliced from 6 exons.